UCCCGGCGAUGCAGAUGUCCGCCGGCUCUGUUCCCGGACGUCAGCGGCCGGUCCACGUGGACCUGGGUCGCUGUGGGACCGGAACCCACCCCCUGCGCGUGGGGGAGGGCGAGCCGCAGCAAGGUUCCCCUUUUUCUUCAGCUCAGAGCUUUGAGAAGUGAUUGCUCAAAGGAGGGAGCCGGAAGAACCCAGGUUUCCGUGUCCCCUGCCCGCUAGGCUGGUGGGGAGGGGCCAGACCAGACGCCCGGUCCGCCACCUUACCCACCCUGCCAGUUGGGUCCGCUAGCCACUCGGCCCCAUCCCAGUGGGACUCCGUGAGCCCUCCGACCCUGCGAACGCCCAGGAGUACACCUUGCUGUCUGACUUAAAUCCCUGCUGCUUUAGAGCACGCCCCUUCGGCAGCCAGGGUGGGGCCCAGGCCGAACCUGGCCCUCCCGCCCCCAUCCGCCUUUAGGUCGCUGGUGAGUGGGGCGCCAUGGCGAAUUCCUAAAGAAAGGGGUGGGGGCGUCAGGGCCGGCGAGAGGGACCGCAAAGGAGAUACCAGCAGCCCUCCAGGAACUGGGUGGGGGCCUACCCUCCCACAGGUGGGCUUGGGCAACAGGGUUCGCCAUGGUGAGAGAGGCCUGACCUGCCAUGGAGAUCCUCCAGGCUCCUAGGCUGCAGUGAGGGCCCAGAGCUGGCACCACAGAACCUGGGCAACCCCCUCCACCCACCCAUGCCCACCCCACAUGAGGCCGAGAAACAGCACACAGAGCCAGAGGAGGCAGACAGGCCCCCUUCGAUGUCCAGCCAUGAUGCCGCGGCCCCCUCAGGACCCCCCAGUCGCAACCCCUGCUGCUUAUGCUGGUGCUGCUGCUGCAGCUGUUCCUGGAACCAGGACCGGCGGCGAGCUUGGCAGAUUUCUCGAGAAAGCAAGUUGCAGCCCCUCCCCAGCUGUGAAGUCUGCACUCCGCCAAGCCCCGAGGAAGUACAGAGCUGGGCACAGUCCUUUGACAAGUUGAUGCACAGCCCCACGGGCCGCAGUGUGUUCCGGGCAUUCCUGCGCACAGAAUACAGUGAGGAAAACAUGCUCUUCUGGCUGGCUUGCGAGGAGCUGAAAGCGGAGGCCAACCAGCACGUGGUGGAUGAAAAGGCGCGACUCAUCUACGAGGACUACGUGUCCAUCCUGUCCCCCAAGGAGGUGAGCCUGGACUCCCGUGUGCGGGAAGGCAUCAAUAGGAAGAUGCAGGAGCCGUCACCACACACAUUUGAUGAUGCGCAGCUGCAGAUCUACACGCUCAUGCACCGGGACUCCUACCCUCGGUUCCUCACCUCCCCCACCUAUCGCUCUCUACUACUCCGGGGGGCCCCACAGUCAUCUGAGGCCUAGGUCAC
Acomys russatus (golden spiny mouse) is the source of this 1374-nucleotide messenger RNA. It is a transcript of the gene Rgs19, whose product is annotated as regulator of G protein signaling 19. The record is from RefSeq and is a predicted model, not a curated record. NCBI's taxonomy places the organism in Eukaryota, Metazoa, Chordata, Mammalia, Rodentia, Muridae. The coding region runs from base 716 to 1369 and encodes 217 amino acids. The transcript is spliced from 6 exons.